Rhopalosiphum maidis (corn leaf aphid) is the source of this 11653-nucleotide messenger RNA. RefSeq names its product protein PF14_0175-like. The annotation marks the transcript as partial. The transcript has 2 exons. The record is from RefSeq and is a predicted model, not a curated record. NCBI's taxonomy places the organism in Eukaryota, Metazoa, Arthropoda, Insecta, Hemiptera, Aphididae.
UGGUAAGGGUAAUUUACCAGAAUAUAUAAAUCAUGAAGAUGAACAAAAGAUUGUUUUGACAUGGGAUGAAGAACGAAAAAUUGUAUUGGACGAGCAUUUUGGCGCAUUUUCAAUUAACAAUUUAAACGAUAAUCAAUUAAUUCGCCAAAAAAGAGAUUAUAAUAAUAAAUUAGAACUUCAAGAUAACAGAUUACUAACCAAAAUUGAUAAUCAAUACGAAUUGGAGGAAAAAGAAAAUAAAGAAGAUAAAUUAAAAAUAAAAGAUAAACAAAAUUUUGAAAAGAAAAAUAUUAAUACAAAUCAGUCUGAAGGACAAAACAGUUUUGAAAAGAAUCUAAGUUUAAUAGAAAAUCUAGGCGAAGAUGAAAAUAGUAUGAAGAGUAAUAGUAGUGAUAAUAUUAACAAAAACAAAAAAAUUUUAAAUUUAAAAAAGCCAAAUAAUAAUAAAUUUAAGGAUAUGUUAAAAAAUAAAAAACAACCAACAAAUACUUUAAGAAACAAAAUAAAGCAACCAAACCAGAGUAAGAAACCAAAUAAUAUAAAUGAAAAUGUAUCAAAUCAGGAAAUUAUUACGUCCAAUUUGCCAAAUUCAAGAGAUAUACUAAUAAUAUCAUAUGAUGAACCGGAACUUCGCACAAAAACAAAUGGUAACAUUGCCAAAAAUAAUCCAGUAAAUGAUGAAAUUAAUACAUUAAUGGAGAAAAUGAAUUCAAAUUCAGAAGAAGAUUCUGAUGAACAAAAUUCUUCAUCACAUUCAUCAUUAAAACCGCUAAACCAAAUUCCAAAAUACAGCAUCAUCGAAGAUAAUAAACACCAGAAUAUUCUAAAAAAUAUAAAACAUAAUAAAUUUAAACCUAAAUCAAGAAAAUUAGGGAAAAGGCAAAUUAAAAAAAACGAAAAACCACCAGAAAUAAAUAAAAAAAAGAUAAGUAACCCAUCAAGACUAAGUACAAUCAACGAAAAAGGUCUACAACCAAAAAAAAAUAAACCAAUAAACCCAAGUAAAAGCAAUCAAAAAACCCCAUCAAUCAUUAUUCCAAAAAAUACAAAAGCAGGAAACGCUAACAAUCCACAAGGCAUUCCCGGAAAUGAUGAAAUUGAUGCAUUAAUGAAAGCAAUGAAUUCAGAUUCAGACGAAGAUUCAGCUGAUCGAAAUUCAGAAUCGAAUCCAUCAUCUUUAGAAACAAAACACGGCUUUCCGGAUAAUGACGAUCUUGAAAGUAGAAAGGAACGUGAUAUUUUAAAGAAUAUAAAACAUCAAUUAGGCCAUCAAUCAAAAAAGGAAGGGAAAAUUGGGCCAAACAAAGACGAAGAACUGCCAGAGACCAACAAACGAAAUGCAAAUUCUCCAUCGGGAGUCAAAAAAGGCGACGAAGAUGGCUCAAAUCCCAAAAGAGCUACACCGAUAACUCCAAGUAAAAGCAAUCAACAAACCCCAACGAUCAUUAUUCCAAAAAAUACAAAAGCAGAAAACACGGACAAUCCACAAGGGAUUCCCGGAAAUGAUGAAAUUGAUGCAUUAAUAAAUGACAUGAAUUCAGAAUCAGAUGAAGAUUCAGCUCAUCAAAAUUCAGAAUCGAAUCCAUCAUCCUUAGAAACGAAACAAGAUAUUCCUGAUGAUGACAAUCUUGGUAGUAAACAGGAACAUGAUAUAUUGAAGAAUAUAAAAGAUCUAUUAAGACCUCAAUCGAAAAAGCAAGGGAAAAUUGGGCCGAACAAAGACGAAGAACUGCCAGAGACCAACAAACGAAAUGCAAAUUCUCCAUCGGGAGUCAAAAAGGGCGACGAAGAUGGCUCAAAUCCAAAAAGAGCUACACCGAUAACUCCAAGUAAAAGCAAUCAACAAACCCCAACGAUCAUUAUUCCAAAAAAUACAAAAGCAGAAAACACGGACAAUCCACAAGGGAUUCCCGGAAAUGAUGAAAUUGAUGCAUUAAUAAAAGACAUGAAUUCAGAAUCAGAUGAAAAUUCAGCUCAUCAAAAUUCAGAAUCGAGUCCAUCAUCCUUAGAAACGAAACAAGAUAUUCCUGAUGAUGACAAUCUUGGUAGUAAACAGGAACAUGAUAUAUUGAAGAAUAUAAAAGAUCUAAUAAGACCUCAAUCGAAAAAGCAAGGGAAAAUUGGGCCGAACAAAGACGAAGAACUGCCAGAGACCAACAAACGAAAUGCAAAUUCUCCAUCGGGAGUCAAAAAAGGCGACGAAGAUGGCUCAAAUCCCAAAAGAGCUACACCGAUAACUCCAAGUAAAAGCAAUCAAAAAACCCCAACGAUCAUUAUUCCAAAAAAUACAAAAGCAGAAAACACAGACAAUCCACAAGGGAUUCCCGGAAAUGAUGAAAUUGAUGCAUUAAUAAAUGACAUGAAUUCAGAAUCAGAUGAAGAUUCAGCUCAUCAAAAUUCAGAAUCGAGUCCAUCAUCCUUAGAAACGAAACAAGAUAUUCCUGAUAAUAACAAUCUUGGAAGUAAAAUGGAACGUGAUAUUUUAAAGGAUAUAAAACAUCCAUUAAGACCUCCUCAAACGAAAAAGCAAGGGAAAAUUGGGCCGAACAAAGACGAAGAACUGCCAGAGACCAACAAACGAAAUGUAAAUUCUCCAUCGGGAGUCAAAAAAGGCGACGAAAAUAGCUCAAAUCCAAAAAGAGCUACACCAAUAACUCCAAGUAAAAGCAAUCAACAAACCCCAACGAUCAUUAUUCCAAAAAAUACAAAAGCAGAAAACACGGACAAUCCACAAGGGAUUCCCGGAAAUGAUGAAAUUGAUGCAUUAAUAAAUGACAUGAAUUCAGAAUCAAAUGAAGAUUCAGCUCAUCAAAAUUCAGAAUCGAAUCCAUCAUCCUUAGAAACGAAACAAGAUAUUCCUGAUGAUGACAAUCUUGGUAGUAAACAGGAACAUGAUAUAUUGAAGAAUAUAAAAGAUCUAUUAAGACCUCAAUCGAAAAAGCAAGGGAAAAUUGGGCCGAACAAAGACGAAGAACUGCCAGAGACCAACAAACGAAAUGCAAAUUCUCCAUCGGGAGUCAAAAAAGGCGACGAAGAUGGCUCAAAUCCCAAAAGAGCUACACCGAUAACUCCAAGGAAAAGCAAUCAACAAACCCCAACGAUCAUUAUUCCAAAAAAUACAAAAGCAGAAAACACGGACAAUCUACAAGGGAUUCCCGGAAAUGAUGAAAUUGAUGCAAUAAUAAAUGACAUGAAUUCAGAAUCAGAUGAAGAUUCAGCUCAUCAAAAUUCAGAAUCGAAUCCAUCAUCCUUAGAAACGAAACAAGAUAUUCCUGAUAAUAACAAUCUUGGAAGUAAAAUGGAACGUGAUAUUUUAAAGGAUAUAAAACAUCCAUUAAGACCUCCUCAAACGAAAAAGCAAGGGAAAAUUGGGCCGAACAAAGACGAAGAACUGCCAGAGACAAAAAAACGAAAUGAAAAUUUCCCAUCGGGAGUCAAAAACAACGACGAAAAAGGUUUAGAGCCAAAAAACGCAAUGACAAAGUCUCCAACAGAAGACAAUCAACCUACGUCAUUGAACUCAAAUACUGGAAAUACAAAUCCUGAAAACACUGUGGGCGAUGAUAAUAAUAUUAAUUCAACAUCCCUCAGUCCUUCAGCAGGUAUUAAAGAAAAUCUAAAAAGUCUUCCUGAUAUUCAUGAUCAAAUAAACCUAGAUGAUAAAUCGGAUUCGAAUUUAAUCGAAGAUUUAUUAAACAGCCCGAUAGGAAUAGAUGGAGAAGAUUCGCCUAAAACGGUAACUGAAAACGAAAACAAUAUUCCAAAUUCAGAAAUAGAUAACAAGUUACAAAAUUCUAAUGAUGAUACAUUGACAAAGUCCCCAACAGAAGAUGAUGUCAAACCUAAUCAGUUACAAGAAAACAAGUCUACUAAUGAUGUGAAUCCUCUAGACAAAACAGAUUUGAAAAACCCCGAAUCAGCAGAUGGUAUUUUUCCCACAGAAUCUAAAGAUUUAAAAGAAUUUUUGGCAGAAAUACCUUUUGAUGACAUUGACGAGCCCCAUAGUUUGGAAGAAUUUAAUAAUUUAGGAGGUAUCACAAUGGAGGAUAUAGAUAAAAAUAAAAAAAACGAUAUUUCACCUUCUUCGACUUUAAACGACAAUAAAAAAAACGAUCUUGAUGAUAAUGUUCAAAAAACGAAUCAACCUACGUCAUUGAACUCAAAUACUGGAAAUACAAAUCCUGAAAACACUGUGGGCGAUGAUAAUAAUAUUAAUUCAACAUUCCUCAGUCCUUCAGCAGGUAUUAAAGAAAAUCUAAAAAGUCUUCCUGAUAUUCAUGAUCAAAUAAACCUAGAUGAUAACUCGGAUUCGAAUUUAAUCGAAGAUUUAUUAAACAGCCCGAUAGGAAUAGAUGGAGAAGAUUCGCCUAAAACGGUAACUGAAAACGAAAACAAUAUUCCAAAUUCAGAAAUAGAUAACAAGUUACAAAAUUCUAAUGAUGAUACAUUGACAAAGUCCCCAACAGAAGAUGAUGUCAAACCUAAUCCGUUACAAGAAAACAAGUCUACUAAUGAUGUGAAUCCUCUAGACAAAACAGAUUUGAAAAACCCCGAAUCGGCAGAUGGUAUUUUUCCCACAGAAUCUAAAGAAUUAAAAGAAUUUUUGGCAGAAAUACCUUUUGAUGACAUUGACGAGCCCCAUAGUUUGGAAGAAUUUAAUAAUUUAGGAGGUAUCACAAUGAAGGAUAUAGAUAAAAAUAAAAAAAACGAUAUUUCACCUUCUUCGACUUUAAAUGACAAUAAAAAAAACGAUCUUGAUGAUAAUGUUCAAAAAACGAAUCAACCUACGUCAUUGAAUUCAAAUACUGGAAAUACUAAUCCUGAAAACACUGUGGGCGAUGAUAAUUAUAUUAAUUCAACUCCCCUCAGUCCUCCAGCAGGUAUUAAAGAAAACCUAAAGAGUCUUCCUGAUAUUCAUGAUCAAAUAAACCUAGAUGAUAAAUCGGAUUCGAAUUUAAUCAAAGAUUUAUUAAACAGCCCGAUAGGAAUAGAUGGAGAAGAUUCGCCUAAAACGGUAACUGAAAACGAAAACAAUAUUCCAAAUUCAGAAAUAGAUAACAAGUUACAAAAUUCUAAUGAUGAUACAUUGACAAAGUCCCCAACAGAAGAUGAUGUCAAACCUAAUCCGUUAAAAGAAAACAAGUCUACUAAUGAUGUGAAUCCUCUAGACAAAACAGAUUUGAAAAACCCCGAAUCGGCAGAUGGUAUUUUUCCCACAGAAUCUAAAGAAUUAAAAGAAUCUUUGGCAGAAAUACCUUAUGAUAACAUUGACGAGCCCCAUAGUUUAGAAGAAUUUAAUAAUUUAGGAGGUAUCACAAUGGAGGAUAUAGAUAAAAAUAAAAAAAACGAUAUUUCACCUUCUUCGACUUUAAAUGACAAUAAAAAAAACGAUCUUGAUGAUAAUGUUCAAAAAACGAAUCAACCUACGUCAUUGAAUUCAAAUACUGGAAAUACUAAUCCUGAAAACACUGUGGGCGAUGAUAAUUAUAUUAAUUCAACUUCCCUCAGUCCUCCAGCAGGCAUUAAAGAAAACCUAAAGAGUCUUCCUGAUAUUCAUGAUCAAAUAAUCCUAGAUGAUAAAUCGGAUUCGAAUUUAAUCGAAGAUUUAUUAAACAGCCCGAUAGGAAUAGAUGAAAAAGAUUCGCCUAAAACGGCAACUGAAGACGCAAACAAUAUUCCAAAUUCAGAAAUAGAUAACAAGUUACAAAAUUCUAAUGAUGAUACUUUGACAAAGUCCCCAACAGAAGAUGAUGUCAAACCUAAUCCGUUACAAGAAAACAAGUCUACUAAUGAUGUGAAUCCUCUAGACAAAACAGAUUUGAAAAACCCCGAAUCGGCAGAUGGUAUUUUUCCCAUCGAAUCUGAAGAAUUAAAAGAAUUUUUGGCAGAAAUACCUUAUAAUUACAUUGACGAGCCCCAUAGUUUGGAAGAAUUUAAUAAUUUAGGAGGUAUCACAAUGGAGGAUAUAGAUAAAAAUAAAAAAAACGAUAUUUCACCUUCUUCGACAUUAAAUGACAAUAAAAAAAACGAUCUUGAUGAUAGUGUUCAAAAAACAAAUCAACCUACGUUAUUGAAUUCAAAUACUGGAAAUACUAAUCCUGAAAACACUGUGGGCGAUGAUAAUUAUAUUAAUUCAACUUCUCUCAGUCCUCCAGCAGGUAUUAAAGAAAAUCUAAAGAGUCUUCCUGAUAUUCAUGAUCAAAUAAACCUAGAUGAUAAAUCGGAUUCGAAUUUAAUCGAAGAUUUAUUAAACAGCCCGAUAGGAAUAGAUGGAAAAGAUUCGCCUAAAACGGCAACUAAAGACGGAAACAAUAUUCCAAAUUCAGAAAUAGAUAACAAGUUACAAAAUUCUAAUGAUGAUACAUUGACAAAGUCCCCAACAGAAGACGAUGUCAAACCUAAUCCGUUACAAGAAAACAAGUCUACUAAUGAUGUGAAUCCUCUAGACAAAACAGAUUUGAAAAACCCCGAAUCGGCAGAUGGUAUUUUUCCCACAGAAUCUGAAGAAUUAAAAGAAUUUUUGGCAGAAAUACCUUAUGAUGACAUUGACGAGCCCGAUAGUUUGGAAGAAUUUAAUAAUUUAGGAGGUAUCACAAUGGAGGAUAUAGAUAAAAAUAAAAAAAACGAUAUUUCACCUUCUUCGACUUUAAAUGACAAUAAAAAUAACGAUCUUGAUGAUAAUGUUCAAAAAACGAAUCAACCUACGUCAUUGAAUUCAAAUACUGGAAAUACUAAUCCUGAAAACACUGUGGGCGAUGAUAAUUAUAUUAAUUCAACUUCUCUCAGUCCUCCAGCAGGUAUUAAAGAAAAUCUAAAGAGUCUUCCUGAUAUUCAUGAUCAAAUAAACCUUGAUGAUAAAUCGGAUUCGAAUUUAAUCGAAGAUUUAUUAAACAGCCCGAUAGGAAUAGAUGGAAAAGAUUCGCCUAAAACGGCAACUGAAGACGCAAACAAUAUUCCAAAUUCAGAAAUAGAUAACAAGUUACAAAAUUCUAAUGAUGAUACAUUGACAAAGUCCCCAACAGAAGACGAUGUCAAACCUAAUCCGUUACAAGAAAACAAGUCUACUAAUGAUGUGAAUCCUCUAGACAAAACAGAUUUGAAAAACCCCGAAUCGGCAGAUGGUAUUUUUCCCACAGAAUCUGAAGAAUUAAAAGAAUUUUUGGCAGAAAUACCUUAUGAUGACAUUGACGAGCCCGAUAGUUUGGAAGAAUUUAAUAAUUUAGGAGGUAUCACAAUGGAGGAUAUAGAUAAAAAUAAAAACAACGAUAUUUCACCUUCUUCGACAUUAAACGACAAUAAAAAAAACGAUCUUGAUGAUAAUGUUCAAAAUACGAAUCAACCUACGUCAUUGAAUUCAAAUACUGGAAAUACUAAUCCUGAAAACACUGUGGGCGAUGAUAAUUAUAUUAAUUCAACUUCCCUCAGUCCUCUAGCAGGUAUUAAAGAAAAUCUAAAGAGUCUUCCUGAUAUUCAUGAUCAAAUAAACCUUGAUGAUAAAUCGGAUUCGAAUUUAAUCGAAGAUUUAUUAAACAGCCCGAUAGGAAUAGAUGGAAAAGAUUCGCCUAAAACGGCAACUGAAGACGCAAACAAUAUUCCAAAUUCAGAAAUAGAUAACAAGUUACAAAAUUCUAAUGAUGAUACAUUGACAAAGUCCCCAACAGAAGACGAUGUCAAACCUAAUCCGUUACAAGAAAACAAGUCUACUAAUGAUGUGAAUCCUCUAGACAAAACAGAUUUGAAAAACCCCGAAUCGGCAGAUGGAAUUUUUCCCACAGAAUCUGAAGAAUUAAAAGAAUUUUUGGCAGAAAUACCUUAUGAUGACAUUGACGAGCCCGAUAGUUUGGAAGAAUUUAAUAAUUUAGGAGGUAUCACAAUGGAGGAUAUAGAUAAAAAUAAAAACAACGAUAUUUCACCUUCUUCGACAUUAAAUGUCAAUAAAAAAAACGAUCUUGAUGAUAGUGUUCAAAAAACAAAUCAACCUACGUCAUUGAAUUCAAAUACUGGAAAUACUAAUCCUGAAAACACUGUGGGCGAUGAUAAUUAUAUUAAUUCAACUUCCCUCAGUCCUCCAGCAGAUAUUAAAGAAAAUCUAAAAAGUCUUCCUGAUAUUCAUGAUCAAUUAAACCUAGAUGAUAAAUCGGAUUCGAAUUUAAUCGAAGAUUUAUUAAACAGCCCGAUAGGAAUAGAUGGAAAAGAUUCGCCUAAAACGGCAACUGAAGACGCAAACAAUAUUCCAAAUUCAGAAAUAGAUAACAAGUUACAAAAUUCUAAUGAUGAUACAUUGACAAAGUCCCCAACAGAUGACGAUGUCAAACCUAAUCCGUUACAAGAAAACAAGUCUACUAAUGAUGUGAAUCCUCUAGACAAAACAGAUUUGAAAAACCCCGAAUCGGCAGAUGGAAUUUUUCCCACAGAAUCUGAAGAAUUAAAAGAAUUUUUGGCAGAAAUACCUUAUGAUGACAUUGACGAGCCCGAUAGUUUGGAAGAAUUUAAUAAUUUAGGAGGUAUCACAAUGGAGGAUAUAGAUAAAAAUAAAAACAACGAUAUUUCACCUUCUUCGACAUUAAAUGACAAUAAAAAAAACGAUCUUGAUGAUAGUGUUCAAAAAACAAAUCAACCUACGUCAUUGAAUUCAAAUACUGGAAAUACUAAUCCUGAAAACACUGUGGCCGAUGAUAAUUAUAUUAAUUCAACUUCCCUCAGUCCUCCAGCAGAUAUUAAAGAAAAUCUAAAGAGUCUUCCUGAUAUUCAUGAUCAAAUAAACCUAGAUGAUAAAUCGGAUUCGAAUUUAAUCGAAGAUUUAUUAAACAGCCCGAUAGGAAUAGAUGGAAAAGAUUCGCCUAAAACGGCAACUGAAGACGCAAACAAUAUUCCAAAUUCAGAAAUAGAUAACAAGUUACAAAAUUCUAAUGAUGAUACAUUGACAAAGUCCCCAACAGAAGACGAUGUCAAACCUAAUCCGUUACAAGAAAACAAGUCUACUAAUGAUGUGAAUCCUCUAGACAAAACAGAUUUGAAAAACCCCGAAUCGGCAGAUGGUAUUUUUCCCACAGAAUCUGAAGAAUUAAAAGAAUUUUUGGCAGAAAUACCUUAUGAUGACAUUGACGAGCCCGAUAGUUUGGAAGAAUUUAAUAAUUUAGGAGGUAUCACAAUGGAGGAUAUAGAUAAAAAUAAAAAAAACGAUAUUUCACCUUCUUCGACUUUAAAUGACAAUAAAAAUAACGAUCUUGAUGAUAAUGUUCAAAAAACGAAUCAACCUACGUCAUUGAAUUCAAAUACUGGAAAUACUAAUCCUGAAAACACUGUGGGCGAUGAUAAUUAUAUUAAUUCAACUUCUCUCAGUCCUCCAGCAGGUAUUAAAGAAAAUCUAAAGAGUCUUCCUGAUAUUCAUGAUCAAAUAAACCUAGAUGAUAAAUCGGAUUCGAAUUUAAUCGAAGAUUUAUUAAACAGCCCGAUAGGAAUAGAUGGGAAAGAUUCGCCUAAAACGGCAACUGAAGACGCAAACAAUAUUCCAAAUUCAGAAAUAGAUAACAAGUUACAAAAUUCUAAUGAUGAUACAUUGACAAAGUUCCCAACAGAAGAUGAUGUCAAACCUAAUCCGUUACAAGAAAACAAGUCUACUAAUGAUGUGAAUCCUCUAGACAAAACAGAUUUGAAAAACCCCGAAUCGGCAGAUGGUAUUUUUCCUAUAGAAUCUAAAGAAUUAAAGGAUUUUUUUGAAGAAACACCUUAUGACGACGACAAUUUAACCGAUAUUUCUGGAAAGUAUAAUAAUUUAGGAAUUGUGACAAUGGAGGAUUCUGAUGUAAAAUCUAAUCCAGAAAAUAAUGUGGGUGAUAACAAAAAUAUUAAUUCCCCUUCUCCGUGUACUCAAAUGGGUAUUGAAGAAAAUCCUAAGAGUCUUUCUGAUAUUCAAGAUAAAAUAAACCUAGACAAUACUUCAGAUUCGAAUAUAAUUAACGAUUUAUUAGGAAGCCCUGUAGGAUUAGAUGGAGUUGAAUCGCCUAAACCAGUGAUCGAUGAUACAAACGUUAUUCCAAUAUCAAGAAUAGAUGACGUUUUACAUAAUUCUAAUGAUGACACAUUGACAACGACUUCUCCGUUUAAAGUUAUCAAUACUAAUCCGUUCGAAAAAAACAUAUCUACUGAAAAUGUAAAUCUUUUAGAAAACACAGAUUUAAAAUCACCUGAGAUUACAGAUGGUACUGUUCCAAUAAAAACGGACGAGUUAAAGGAAUUUUUGGGAGAAAUCCCUUAUAAUUAUGAUACAUCUGAUAUUAGGGGAGAGUAUAAUAAUUUAAGUUUGACAGUUGAGGAUAUUGAUAAGAAUAAAAGAAAAGAUAGUUCACCAUCUUCUACAUUAAAUAACAUUAAAAAUAUAGAUCUUGAUGAUAGUCUCCAAAAAAUAAAUCAACCUACACCAUUUAAUUCAAAUACUGGAAAUACUAAUCCUGAAAACACUGUAGGCGAUGAUAAUUAUAUUAAUUCAACUUCUCCCAGUACUCCAACAGGUAUUAAAAAAAAUCCUAAGAAAGCACCUGAGCGACAAGAUAAAAUAAAUCUUUACAAUACAUCAGAGUCGAAUAUUAUUAAAGAUUUAUUAGGUAGCCCGAUAGGAUUAGAUGAAUCGCCUAGUCCAGCUAUUGAUAAUACAAACAUUAUUCCGAAAUCAAAAAUAAAUAACAAGUUACACAAUUCCAAUGAAGACGCAUUAACAUCGACUCUUCGUCCUCCAUCUGAUAAAAUAAUGAAUGUCAAUAAAAAACCUUUGUCGGAGAUUUCUUUAAAUGGCAUUGACAUGCAUUCGUCGGGCUUAAAUUUAAUGCAUAAUUAUAAUAAAUUGGAUAACGGUGAUGAUAUUAAUGUUAAUCAUGGUGAUGUUACUAACUCUAUAAUUGAUUAUAAUUCCAAUAAUACAUUUUCAUUAGAAGGUGGUAAUUCAUAUGGUUAUAUGAUACCUAAGUUUAGCACAAAGUACAUUGAAGGCGGUGAUUCAAAUUAUAAUUUAUGGGAAACAAUUCCACCCAAAAGAAAUUAUGACAUUAGUAUACAUAACGGAUAUGAUAAUUAUAUUAAUGAUUUAAAUCAAUCUACUGAUUAUACUCUUAAUAAUAACAAAAUUCCAAGUUAUAUUAACAACGAGAAAAAUAUUGUAACGAAAACUGAAACAAUCAAAAACAAUUAUAAUGAUAUAGUAAAUACCGAUAAUCAUGAUAGUCAUAAUAAACUGUACGAUGAUUUUAUUAAAAAAAUGUCUGAGCAAUUACUUAAUAAAAUCGAUAAUAUUGAUGAUAAACUUUCCAAACUAGAUAAAUUAUCUAAGAAUUGUUCUUAUAUGAGAGAAAAUGACAACAUAGGAUCUCACGAUUCAAGUAUCAACAAAGUUGUACUAUUAAAUGAUAUUCCUACUACUAAACCAGAAAAAAUUAUAAAUAUCGAAGAGUCUGAUUCAAAAACAGAUAAACCAAUAGAAAGUCUUGAGAUAAAGACAAGUAAUAAAAGGGUUGACGGAAAUGAAACCAAGGAUUCUACAAAAGCAAAAAAACAUAAAAAUAAAAAACAUGAAAAGCAUGAAAAGCAUAACAAAAAAAAAGAUCAUAAGAAAAAUAAUAUAAGUAAUGAAAAUGAUGAUGAUGAUGAUGACGAUGAUGAU